Rotaria sp. Silwood2 is the source of this 4951-nucleotide messenger RNA. The record is from the annotation of a GenBank genome assembly. NCBI's taxonomy places the organism in Eukaryota, Metazoa, Rotifera, Eurotatoria, Philodinida, Philodinidae.
AUGGUUUUAUCGGACGUGUCAGUACAACCUUGUAUUUUAUAUGGAAACUCAGGUACAGGAAAAUCAUCUAUUAUGGCUGAGAUUGCAAUAAAGAUCGAAAAGUGGUUUGCAAAACCGAGCUCGGUGUCUGUCGUCAUUCGUUUUCUUGGUACCACACCACAAUCAAGUGAUGUUCGUCGACCACUCAUCUCUAUUAUUCAGCAAAUUUGCAUUAUCUAUAACAUAAAACUAUCUUAUCUUAUUCAUGACUCAAUGACUAUUCAAAAUCUUAAGCGAAUACUUGAACAUAUACUCGGUCAAAUUCCUGAAAAUGAACAACUCAUUCUUCUAUUUGACUCUAUCGAUCAACUGCAGGUUGAAUAUUAUGAUUGUUCUAAGUGGUUACCUAUGAACUACCCGAAGAAUAUCAAAUGCAUUAUAUCCACGAUACCAGUAAUUGAAGAUAAAAACAUUGAUUAUAAAAUUCUUGAAGGAUUAAAAUCUCUUUUCGGGGAUACUUCUAUGAUUGAAGUAACAGAGUUUGAUGAACAUGUAGCUCAACAAGUUUUUCAUUCAUGGUUGGAGCGUGAUCAACGGUGUCUCACACCACUUCAAAUGGAGUGGUUACAACCAAAAUUUUUACCCAAUAGUGAUUAUGGUGAACCACAACCAACACCAUUGUUUCUUUCACUUCUUUAUGAAAUAACGCGUUCAUGGCACUCAUUUGACGACGAACCAGAUCCCAGUUUCUUGCAAAAGAAAUCAACAAGAGGCGCUAUAAAAUAUUUAUACUCUAAAUGGUCCCAGAAACACGGUGAAAUUUUAUUUGAACGCGCUAUGGCUUAUCUACGCCAAGCUGGAGGGUUGAGCGAAACAGAAUUGGAAGAUAUGCUUAGUGCUGAUAGCGAAGUACUACAGUCCAUUUUUAUUCAUUAUUUGCCACCACUGAGUAUAUUUCGAUUACCCAGUACUCUAUGGAUUCGCAUCCGUAACGAUAUGCAGAAGUACCUUGUAGAAAAAACUGUCGACAAUGUUUCUGUUAUUUAUUUCUAUCAUCGGAGUUUUCUAGAACGUGGUUCAUUUGGAGGUAAUGAGGCAAAAGAAGUCGAACUGAUUCGACGUGCUUACUACGCUGGUACCAUAGGACAUUUCCAGAAUCUACACGAUCAACCGUUCGAAAUCAAAUCUCUAAAGCUCAUCGAAAAAAAUCAUGGUAACACAUCUCUCUGUGUCGAUCGACGCCUUGCGAAGCAAUCGCCCUAUAUGACUAAUGUCAAAGGAAAAGGUCCCAUUUAUAAUAUGCGACGUAUCAAUCAGCUAUGUAUGAAUCUUGAUAAUAUUUGCUGUGAACCAUGGUUUCUCUAUGAUUAUGAUUUUAUAUCUAGUUAUCUUCAUUGUUAUAAAAUAAAUGAAUUACGAGCCAGUGAAUGGUUCUAUCCUGAACUUCGAUUUCUUCUUACUCAAUAUGAAGCUUGUUCUUUUGUUCUCGAUACAUAUCCGAAAAAUUUUGCCUUUGAACUCUCUUCUCGAUUACUUCCUCUUAUCGAGAUAUUACCUGAACUGAUCUAUAAGCUAUUUCAACAAUGUCUUAAUCAUUGCAAUCUUCUUAUGUUGGAAGACGAAGCGAGAUCUUUUCAAGCAUGCAUGAGUAGAUACACAGUUGGCAUCGUUUAUGCCAUUGGUCUUGAUCUAGAUUCAAGCAAUUUAUUUGUACUUCUCUCAGAAAAACUUCUCAGUUUUCACCUAAGUGAAUAUUAUUUAGCUGGUAAAGUUAAUGAGUAUCAGUUACCUCCAAAUAUUUUCACAUCGAUUAAAUAUAGUAAUUUUUAUGUUUGUCUCUACUCUUCACAAUCGCUUCUUGUAUUGAAGUGUGCUCAAACACAACAAUGCAUGUUGCAGUUAACGAUAGAUGAAUUAUUGUAUAUUGAUUUUAUUCAUAUCGGUACACUUCUUACCUGUUCUGGAAGCAGUAAAUCGAUUGAUAUUUGGAAUUGCUCAAAGAAAGUAAUGAUGGGACAACAUGCAUACAAUGAAUCCAUAUUACAAUGUUGCACUCUUAAGAUAGAUGAUGGUGUAUUAAUCAAAGUUAUACUUAAAACCGGUUUAAUUCAGUAUCUACGUAUCAAUAUCAACGAACAUGAUGAAAAUAAUCGAAUAUGCUUUAUACCUAUUGCUACUCUGCAAGAAAAACCUAGAAAUGAAAGUAUUCUCUUUAACCAUGAGACCGAUGUGUUUUAUUCAGAAGGUCAAUCCUGCAUUUAUCUUUAUCAUUUCGAACGCUUUGCAAAUGAUUGUUUCGAAAAACUUGAAAAUUUACCUCCUCUUAAUCGAAUUGUUUAUCGCCAUCAUUGCAUUUCUGAAGAGACAACGUAUAAUGCUGCACUCAUAUGGCUCACAGAAGAAUCUUUGGUAAUUUUUCAUUCGUGUGGUGAUCAUUUUAUAAUUUCUGAUGAUGAAAGUGGAAUAACCGUCUAUUGUACAUUAGAAAACGGUGAAUUACGUAAAUACUAUGCUACAAUUAUGGCUUACUUACUCGAAUACUCAAACACUCAUUUAAUAGAUCCAAUGGUUCAAGAGCAAAUCUGCCAUUUACAAAUUCACGAUGAAUUCGUUGUGACACUAGACGAAACAAAAAGGUAAGGAAUAUUAAUAACUUUAUAAUGCUUUUUAUCGAAAAAUCUAAUAUGUUGCAGCAUUCUCAAGCUGUUUACAUUUGCUGAACAUCUGUCUUUUAACAUGAAACUGCAUAUUUCAAAUACAAUUGUUCAAUAUACUAUUAUUCCGCCAUAUAUUCUCAUUCUUGACUCCAAAAAUAUACUCUUCUUAUAUUCAAUUUGUUCUACUCCAAAACUUCUUUUUGAAACGACCGAGUUUCAAAAUAAUUUCGUCAAAAUCCAUUCACUUGCACCAUUUUUCUUCGUCAUUGAUAGUCAUACACAGCGACUUUUUCAAAUUAACACAAGAUCUACGCUCAAUUUACAUUGCAUGGCAGAUAUCAAAUUCGAAUUUCAUUCACUAUUAAGUGUUACAUUUCCAGACCAAUCAACAUUGUUUAUUCUAUCCGAUGAUUACUCAACAAUAGCUAUGCAUAAUUCGAAGAAAAACACGAUCAAAUAUCUUUCAACGCAAGUCAAUAAAAACAUCAAGAUUAAAAAAAUCGACUCUCUUUCAAAAGCUCUAGUUUUUCAUGAUAAUAAUGACCAAGUUUAUUUACAGCGUAUUAAUAAUGAUGAUAACUCAAUUGUCUCUUUAGAACAUGCCGAUUUUCUUGUAACAAAAGGUAAUUGUAUCGCUCUACUUAAUUAUAAUUUAAAAAAAUUGAUUAUCUAUGACGUCGAAAGACUAUUGCGUGGUACUAUUCGAUUACAUACCUUAUGUGAUACAUUAUGUUUCUCGGAAGACGGAAAAUAUCUCUUUGGAAUAUCUAAAAAAGAAUCAUUCUUGUACAUGUAUCAAAUUGAAAAUGGAAAAUGUUUAGAAAAACUAUUCAUAGAAAAUAUAUCACUGUUCAUCCAAGCUACAACAAAUCAACUUAUAUUAAGUUGCAAAAACCAACUAGUGUUAAUGUCGUUCAACAGAGAAACUAUUCUCUCAUUAAAACGGUUAGAUAUGAAUCAUUUUAUAACAUAUUUUAUCGUUUUUUAUCCUUGUUUUAGCGAUAAUGAAACUCCAUCGAAAAAUUUUCUAUUAUUUGACAACGCUGAAUGGAUCUCUUGCCAUGAAGAUGAACAUUGGACAUUGGCAAAUUCUAGUUAUGUGAACAACAUAUAGUAGAUAGAAACAUUUAUAUUACGAACCAUGCCUUGCACUUAAACAAUAUAUCAGAAUUUUUGCUUUUAUAUAUCUGUAUUAAUACAAUAAAAACUUGCAUUAAAAAGAGAAGAUCAUUUGGUAACGGCUUUCUGUUAGUUCCACGAAGAGAAUUCGUGACAAUAAUUGUCGCUCGAACACAGAGAUUUUUCUCAAUAUUUUCUAUAAAAAAUAGAAUAGUCUCUUCGUAAACUUUAAAAAUAAAUCAUAGACGCAUUAAGAAGAAGUCAAUUUAUUGACGAAUCUAGGAUGUCGAUAAGACGUAGGCAGUAUCGAUUAAAAAACACUUUUUAAAGUCCAUUCGAGGUGGGAUAAGUCGGCUUCUUAUUCGUUCCAGUCUAGGAUCAGAUUCGUUCAAUAUUUCCUAUAAAUUCUACAUCUUGGCCGAUCCUAUAUUUUGUUCUAUAUUUCGGUUGAGUUUCCUUUUCUUACCUACAUUUUGCCUAAAAAAAGGGCAUGGAUAUGCAUGGUUGGGGAGCGGCUGGCGAGUAUGUGAGUGUAUAUGUAGAGUGCAGGUAUGAGUGUGGAUGCCAGUAUGCACGUACGUGUCAGUAUGGUCGUGGGUGUUGAUGAAGGUUAAAAGACGACCCACAGCGCACUCACACACCCACAUCCUCCAAAGGAGACCUAGGGUGUGGUUGUAAGUAUGAGGUGUAUAUGUGGUUAGAUGCGAGUGUGGGUGAACAGACAAAAGAAUAUCCCCAUUCAUACACCCACACCAACGUCCACAUCCGAUCAUUGUUGGAAUCGGUAACAUAGAGAUUACCAUAUCUAUCGAAUGAGGGUGUAAGGUGGGUGUGGGUGUGGGUGUGGGUAUGGGUGUGGGUGUGUGGGUGUGGGUGUGUGGGUGUGGGUGUGUGGGUGUGGAUGUGGGAUGUGGGAUGUGGGAUGUGGGAUGUGGAUGUGGGAUGUGGGAUGUGGGAUGUGGGAUGUGGGUGCGGGCUUGGGUGUGAGUGUAGGGUGUGAGUGUUGGUGGGUGUGUGGGUGGCUGUGUGGGUGGCUGUGUGGGUGUGGGUGGGUUUGGUGUGUGGGUGUUGAAGUAGUUAAUGUCACAGACACACCCACACCCACACCCACACCCACACCCACACCCACACCCACACCCACACCCCCCCCCACACCCACACCCACAACCACAACCACACCCACACCCCACCCCACC